AGCAGAUUCAGAGUGGCAGACUCCUGGGCAGCACACACGCCCGGCGGGGCAGCCCUUGGUGUAGAGCGCCGGAGCUGCCUCGGCAACCCGCCCCCGUCCGCGUGGCCACUCAGAGACCAUCAUCCGCGACGAUGCCCGACACGCCCUUCAAGCACCUCGCCACCCAGGCCUUCGACGAGGUCUGGGAGGAUCGAGCCAUCCGCUUCGACGCCCCCGUCCGGCAGCUCGAGGCGCGGCCGGGCGAGCGGGUCGCGGACAGCGUGAACUCGGUCGAGGACUCGAAGGGGGGCAACGGGGAACGUGGCGCGUUGAUCGUGAGCACCCUGCGGCUCUCGUGGGUGUCCCACAAGAACUCGCGGAAGAACCUGAGCAUCGGGUGGGCGACCGUCGCCCACCUGCAGAUAAAAAAGACGAAAAGCAAGCUGCGGGGGAACACGAAGGCGCUGCACGUCGCGACGCGCUUCGAGGGCUCGCGGUUCGAGUUCGUGUUCACGUCGCUCGUCCAGCACGCGCCCAAGCUGUUCGCGACGGCGCUGCAGGUGCACAAGGCGUACGAGUCGACGAAGCUGUACCGCGACCUGAAGCUGCGCGGGAGCGUGGUCAGGGAGGGCAAGCUCAACCUGCUGCCGCACGAGGAGGUCUUCUCGCAGCGCAAGGGCGUCUGGAACCUGAGCGCGGAGCAGGGCAACCUGGGGUCGUUCUUCGUGACCAACGUCCGGCUCGUCUGGCACGCGCAGAACGCCGAGAACUUCAACGUCUCCAUCCCCUACAUGCAGAUGGCCGAGGUGCGCGUGCGGGGCUCGAAGUUCGGGCCCGCGCUCGUGGUGCAGACGACGAAGUCGAGCGGCGACUACGCGCUCGGGUUCCGGGUGGACCCCGAGGACCGGUCGGGCCCGGCGCGCGAACUUUUGGGCGCGGGGCGCCCGGCCCACCGGGUGACGCGCGCGCAGGCUGGGCGAGGUGAUGCAGGAGAUCACGUCGCUCCACCAGAUCUACGCGCAGGAGCCCGUCUUCGGCGUGGACGUGUCCGUGAAGAAGGAGGCGCUCGAGGCGGCCGCCGAGGAGCGCGGACCCGUGCGGAAAUCAGCCGGCGCGGGCCGCGCCGGUUCGGACUCGAGCGUCGCGCAGGCGAAAACGCAUCGAGGACGACGUCGAGAUCGUGGGCGGCGGCGGCGAGGACCACGACGCCGUCGUGGCCGCCUACUACGCGGACGCCGGGCGCAAGUCCGAAAAAAACAUCGUGUACGACCCCCAUUUGGGCCUGGCGAUCGAGGAGCUCCCGCCCGGGGUCACCACGAAGUCGCUGUGGGAGCUCACGUUUUAUGAUUAAGUUUUCUGUCGUUUUUGAUUCUGCUCCCGGAGUUGCGCGAGCUCCUCCUUCAGCGCCUCGACUUCCGCCGCCUCCGCGGCCCUCCGUUUCGCGGCUGCGUUGCGCUCCCGCGCCGCGGCGAGCUCCGCGCGCAGUCUCGCGACCUCGGACGAGCCGGAUGCGGGCGCCUCGUCCUCGCUCUCGCUCUCGCUCUCGCUCUCGGAGGAGCUGGCCGCCGCGGCCGCGGGCGCGCUCGCCUCGGACUCGGACUCGGACUCGGACUCGCUCUCCGAGGACGCGGCGGCGGCGACCGUCGCAGACGCUGCUGGCGCUGCUGGCGCCGCGCCGCCGUGCGAGAACUUGCACUUGUCGCCGUUGCGGCAGCCGGCGGGCGUGCCGUAGAAGGCGCAGGCAGCAUAGGGCUCGGCGGCGUUGGCGUAGAGCUUGUAUUUUUUUAUGCGCACCAUUUGCUAACUAUGUUAUUUAUCUCCGUUAGAGUAUACCGUGGGUAACCCACCCUCUUGCGCACUGCAAUGGGUGGUGCUACAAGUACAGGGUGCGACCGGGUGGUGCAGC
Molecule: messenger RNA, 1885 nt
Organism: Pelagomonas calceolata
Lineage: Eukaryota; Pelagophyceae; Pelagomonadales; Pelagomonadaceae
Source: the annotation of a GenBank genome assembly